AUCAGAGUGUCUGCGACUCUUGACUUGCCCGCGUGCCUCGUUUCCUUCCAUUUGUUCUCUCCUGCGGCCGGCGCAUUCUGGAGCAGUAGUUGACCUCAUGGAGCUGUCAAAGUCAGCAAUCCGGAGCCUUCCUCGUCGCUAUCGCGGAUUCUCACCCGCCGCCCGACAUGACGACCUCGCCGCCGCUCUUGUAUGCUCGCCCAUGGCAAUAUGGAGUCGAAGACAGUUCACAAGCAGUUCAAGACGAUACUUGCCUGGCCCUCCAGGACUCGGCAUGGGCGGUUCAUCAUCACCACCAACCUAUUUCCAGCGACAGACGAGCUUACCUGCUAAUACAAUAAUCCGCUUCGUACCUCAACAGACUGCUUGGAUCGUGGAGCGCAUGGGAAAGUUCAAUCGUAUACUGCAACCUGGGCUGGCAAUUCUAAUGCCAGUCAUCGACCGCAUCGCAUACGUCCAAUCUCUAAAAGAAUCGGCCAUCGAGAUUCCGAGUCAAAGUGCCAUCACCGCAGACAACGUCACGCUAGAGCUGGAUGGUGUGCUGUAUACGAGGGUCUUUGAUGCAUACAAAGCGAGCUACGGCGUCGAAGAUGCUGAAUACGCCAUUUCGCAAUUGGCGCAGACGACGAUGCGGUCCGAGAUCGGUCAACUCACCCUAGAUCAUGUCCUAAAAGAAAGAGCGAACCUCAACCAGAAUAUAACACAAGCUAUCAAUGAAGCCGCUCAGGAAUGGGGAGUUGUAUGCCUAAGAUACGAGAUCAGAGAUAUCCAUGCGCCGGAGGGAGUUGUGGCAGCCAUGCACAGACAAGUCACGGCCGAACGGUCGAAGCGAGCAGAGAUUUUGGAGUCCGAGGGUCAAAGGCAGAGUGCUAUCAAUAUUGCAGAAGGUCGAAAACAGUCUGUCAUCUUGGCCUCAGAAGCUCUGAAAGCCGAACAGAUCAACAUGGCAUCCGGUGAGGCCGAAGCUAUUCUAUUAAAGGCGGAGGCGACUGCACGCGGUAUCGAUGCUGUCGCCAAUGCCAUCAAACAGGGUGAAGGAAGCGCCCAGAAUGCCGUGAGCUUGAGCGUAGCUGAGAAAUAUGUCGAGGCAUUCGGCAGGCUGGCCAAGGAAGGUACUGCAGUCAUCGUCCCGGGCAAUGUCGGAGAUAUGGGCGGUAUGAUUGCCAGUGCAAUGGCAGUCUAUGGUAAGGUGAAUGAGAGUCAGGCCAGGAGUAACGCCGCCAAGACGAUUGCGCAUGAAUCUAAAGAAGAGUCAAAGGACGUCGGACAGCGAGUACUCGAGGCUGCCCAACAUGGUGACGCCAAAGAUGUUGCAGAAACCGUCCUCGAAGGAUUUGAGGCGACGAGACAGCGAAAGUGAGAUAUCACAAGAAUCUGUGAGUGGACUGCGUGGUUAUUACGGCAGAAGGGAGGAAAUGUCAACUCAUUCACAAUCCAGCACUAGUACUUGCAUGUAUCAUCAGCCAAAGGGAUUCAAAAGUCGGUAACAAUAUAAGGCAUUAUGAGUAUGA
Molecule: messenger RNA, 1511 nt
Organism: Exophiala xenobiotica
Lineage: Eukaryota; Fungi; Ascomycota; Eurotiomycetes; Chaetothyriales; Herpotrichiellaceae
Exons: 3
Coding region: 98-1360 (420 amino acids)
Cellular component (GO): membrane
Source: RefSeq, a predicted model, not a curated record